Lutzomyia longipalpis is the source of this 5773-nucleotide messenger RNA. It is a transcript of the gene rictor, whose product is annotated as rapamycin-insensitive companion of mTOR. Gene Ontology annotation, cellular component: TORC2 complex. Gene Ontology annotation, molecular function: protein serine/threonine kinase activator activity. Gene Ontology annotation, biological process: positive regulation of phosphatidylinositol 3-kinase/protein kinase B signal transduction; TORC2 signaling. Lineage: Eukaryota; Metazoa; Arthropoda; Insecta; Diptera; Psychodidae. The record is from RefSeq and is a predicted model, not a curated record. The transcript is spliced from 8 exons. The coding region runs from base 164 to 5545 and encodes 1793 amino acids.
UCUAGUGGCAAAAUCACAUUUUUAAUUAUUCUGUGGGGGUAUUUUUUGCUAGAGAAAAUCGCAAGAAAAUCGGGAAAAUAGGCAGGAAAGGUGGGCAAAAAGUAGCCAAAGAACCUGCACCCGGACUCCCCGUGGGCUUGUGGUGUUGCUAAUUGCCGGCAAAAUGGCUAUUUCCAGCUGGAUGCUAAGAAAUCGAAGUAUGCGGUCAAAAGGACGACCGCCGGAGGAUUGCUACAAGUUGAACAUAUCGAAGACGGAUGCUGAGAAUGCAUUUGACAUCUACCAGGGGCUGAGCUUUCGGGGUACGAGUGAGCAUAAACGCCUCAACUUCCUCAAUGCACUCGUGCAGCUCCUCGAUCAGGUCCGGGAACCUCAAAAUCUCGGAUUUUCCGUCGAGGAUUUCCUCUAUUGCAUUUCCCCCAACCUCGUUCAUCACUUCACACAAGUCCGGGCAGCGGCAUUGCGUGUUGUCCGGCACCUCUUGUCCCACCCCAAGGACGUGCAGGUGUUCAAUGAUCUGCAACUCUCCUACCUCGUCUGCCGGAGCCUGGACAUUGUGCUGAAGAAUGAAGUUGAGCGUAUUCAGGCGCUCAAACUCAUCCGCCGGAUGCUAAUUCUUGCUCCGCAUCUCAUCAGUCCUGUCAUUGUGCGUUGCCUCGUCUCACUGGGUGAGAGUGGCUCCGAAGAUGGGGAUCGAAUGCUACGCUCCUGCCUUGCGGUGUUGUGUGAAUUUGGUGUUCUCAAUCCCAUCCUCCUGAUUGUCUGUGGCGGCGUGAGUGCCAUCACGCGCAAUGUCCUGGAAUGCCACAGUCCACGUAUUGCCGAGAGCCUCUGUGGGGUCCUCCUGCAUCUCCUCGAGUGGCCACACACGCGCAACAUUGCCGGCGUACGCCUUGAGUGCCUCGCAGCUCCCUACUGUGACUUCACCUACCGUCUGGGCAUCAUGGACAAGAAUAAAGAUGCGAGGGAUUUGCGAUUCACCUGCAGUCGUUUGGCACUUUUGUCUGUACUUAGAAGCUGGGCUGGUACCAUUGAGUUCUGUGAUCCGAGCAAACCUUCUGGCUUGAAGGCAAUUGUUGAUGUUUUGUAUUUAAAUCAACUUGAAGUUAGGAAAGCAAUUCUUGAUUUGUUGUAUGAGCUGCUGGAGCUGCCACAGCCCGUGUGGACGGAUGAGUAUUCUGUGGCACUUGCUGUGGUCGAUCCGGCUGAUUUUCAGGAUAACUGGCGUCUCAGUGAGGGCUUUGUUGCAAUGGAGGGACGGAGUGUCCUGCCAACAUUGGCAAAUCGCGUCCCGAAUCCGUGUGAGAUUCAUUUGGCGCUCCUUCUGUACUGCUUCCUUGAAACGGGACUGCUGGAUGCUCUGGUUGAGGUGAUUGUGAGUAGUGAUACGUUCAUAUCGGUACGUGCAACGGUGCUCCUGGGGCGUCUUCUGCACCUCAUGCACACCCUCCUGCCGGCGGAUAUUUGCAGUACGAGCCCCUCAUUGCCCACACUCAUUGCGCAUGCAGCUCAGGGGAAUCAUCAGGCAACGGCAGCAGUGGCAGCACUGCAGGAUUUGCAUCAGAUCAUGAAGAAUCGCCCAGCGUCGUGUUCCCUCUUCUUGGAUAGUAUCAUCCAGAGUGGGAGUAUUGUGCACACGAAGCUGUUUAAGCGUGAAAUCAGCAGUAUACCCGAUAAUCCGACACUCCUGCUCACGAGUCGCUUUGCGGGGACGCUGGAGAGGAGGCGGCAUGACUCUGUGGGGUCAUCGAGUACGAGUGGAGCUGGAGAUCUCGGUGGGGAUGGGAGUGUCAAUGGGAGUGGGAGUGGAAGUACCAAAAUGGGCACAAUACGGAAGUCCGGGAGCUUCAAACGGAGUAAGUUGCUUCAUUUGUUUGACAGCAGCAAGGAGGUGAGUGAUCGCCUCCUCAAGGACUCCAAUGUGUUGCUGAAUAAGGAUGGGAAUGUGUGGGAUUGGGAUAUUAUUGUGGCGAUUCUCAAGUCUGACAGCUUACUGAAGAUGGAUGAUAAUCAGUGUCGCUUCAUUCGACGCCUCGUGCACUACUUCAAGCCCAGCAAUAAUCGCUUCUCGCAUCAAGAUCUCGGGCAUGGGCGACAUAUUCCGGGAACUGUGCUCGCUGGCGUGGAGCUGGUGGAUUGGCUGCUACGCUGCCAGGAUGGGGGGGCGCAGCAGCAGCAGAAUAAGGUGCACAAGUACUCAAUGGAAUCUCUGAGGCAUCUCACGGAUCUCUUUGCCGACAUAAAUUCCCACCUUCAGGCCAUUUCGACGUCACGCAGUGCCCACGAUUGCCUCUUUAGUCCGCAACACAUGAUCAGCACAAUGUGCCAGCAGUAUUUCCUCUUCAUCGGGCGCAUGUGCCGGAGUGAUCAUGGGAUUAUUAUUCUCAAGAAUACGGACAUUUUCAAUCAGCUCACCCACUUGGUCACCACAACCAAUCACGUGUGCUACAUCAAGCUGGUUGUCUCGGGGCUGGACUACUCGCGGGAUCCGCUGCCACGGCAGAUUCUUGAGAAAGCCCUCACGGAGUCGGUGAAUCGCAGCGGACGGCUGUACGCUACGCAAUUCCUUCUUGUCCUCAUGCGUGCCAAGAUACCAAAUUUUGAAAUGUGGGGACUCCCGAUGCUCGUAAAUCAGACCAAGGAUCCGGAACAGAGUGUCCUGAAUGCUGCUCUGGAGAUUCUCGAAGAGGCUUGCCACGAACCGCUGUACUUGAAUGAAUUAGUCAGCAUGUGGCCACCACUAGCUAGUCUCGGUGAUGCGGGGAAGCUUGUAAAGGUUCGCUUUUAUUCCACAAUUAAGGGAUUAAAUCACAUUAAUGCAAAUAUCGUUGAGCAAACGAAACAUUGGGCAAAUAGUUACAACAAGAGGUAUGUCCUUCUUGUUGAAGCAGACAUUCAUGCUAGUCUAACGUUGCAUACAAAGAACGAAGAUGGCACAUAUAGUCGUCGUAGUUGUUCAACACGUCCCACAAUUGUGCCGUCAAAUGUUCUCCCGCAUCUCUAUGGGCAACUUGUGCAGACAAGCGCUGGGAUGGGGAUUCUGCAAAAGCACGGAAAUCUCCCGAAACUCAUUGAGACGCUGUCACAGUCAACGUGCACGGAUGAGAUGGAGAGUUUAGCAAUGAAGGCAGCUCUCUGGGCACUGGGGCAUGCAUCAACGAGUGUUGAGGGUGUGGAAUACCUCAAUGAUCCCAUAUCGCGUGUAUAUGAGAAGAUAAUCUUCCUAGCAAAGCACUGUGAGGUCUAUUCCGUACGAGCUACAGCAUUGAAUGUUUUAGGAUUGAUUGGGAGUACCAAUGCUGGGGCGAAUAUUCUCUUUAAGCUCGAUUGGAUGUGUGUGAGGCACGAUAGGAAUACCAUUUGGCCAGUUUGUGAACCCGAAGAUUGGCUUUCGAAGCAUCUGACGCCGAUGAGGCAUCAAAUAGGUGAUAUGCCGCCGUACAAUUAUCGCGGGAUUGAGGAGAAUGUGGUGGAUUUCGGUACAACUGAGACAUCCUUCUACUUUGACGAGGCCAAUGAGAAUAAGUUGAAAUUUGAUGAAUUCUACGUUGUUGACAACAGUAUUCAAUGUACGGAGGUAACAGAUGACGGGACUCCUAUGCCAAAGUCCAAAUCACGUACCCUCCCGGAGAGUGUGGCAACGCGAAUGGGGGCAAAACAUGCGAGAUCGUUGUCAGAGAGCAAAACAUCCGAUGGGUUGAGCCUCAUGACGGCAACAAAUCGCACACGCUUCAAUUCCGGAACGGAUUCCAAUACAUCCGGCGUGAGUAGUUGUGACUCAAUAAUUGGGAAGAACAUUAUUAGUGAUUUGCAUCAAACACUGAGUCCCAUCCCAUCCACAUCGAAUCUCCUGGAUAUACGAAAGCCAAGUGAGAAGAGGCUGAGAAAAAUCUCCCUCACGGGUGUCCCAAUUCGUGAGAAUACCAUUAGUCCGCAAGAUCUCGAGGGGUAUGCCAAGUUGCGUUCACUGAGGCGCCAUCAGAGGCCAAUGUUGUCGGAAUCAGCGGCUGAUGAGCUUGCCGAAAUGAUGGAGGAUGUAAUUCUCAGGACGAAUAAAUUGGAUUUGAGUGAUCAGCAACGAUCACUCAAGGUGCGGAGUCUCGAUCGUCAAGGUUUUCAACUCACCCCGUCGUCUAGCUUCAAGAAUGACGAACUUUCAUCACCAAAAUCCGUCUCGAGCUCCCUCAAACUCAUGUCGUCGAAUGACUCCAAAGGACCUUGCUAUUCUGGCAUCUGUCUUCCACGGAAUAUCCUGGAUUUGUUCCCGAAGCGUAACAUAAACACAACAUACGUGUCACGGUGUAUGCAGGACAUGGAGGUGGGUGAGAUGAAUAAUUUGAUGGUGUUGAAGCAACAAUUUCUCGUUGAUGGGAUUGGAGGUGGUGGGGAGGGUGAUGAGAGCUCCGUGAGUAGCCUGUCGGAUAUCUCAACGAAUAGCAAACGCUCGAAAUGGGCGGGGAAGCACAACCGGAGUAAUUGCUUACAUUGUUGCCGUUCCAAAAUAAAUCGUCUCCAUCCACGCACCGACAGUGACAUCAACAUCCACCGGCGGAAGAGUCAGCAGAACUCCCUGCAGCAGCUGUCGGACAUAAGCUUCCAUUCGCCGGAGAGUGUGUUGAGUGAGGAGAGUAUGCCGGAUCGUAUUACGGCCAAUAUAUUGCGGUAUGUGCAACGAAUGGCAAAUCCGGUGUGGAGUAAACACAGCAAGAUGUCCCUGUUGGAGUUGAAGCAGAAGCAUCCGUACUCCUUUCAGGAUAUUUGUCUGUAUUCGGAGAUUUGCAAGGCAAUGGGGAGGAAUACGUACAGGCAGAAUGCUCGGAGAUUCCUGCAGGAGCUCUUCCUGGAUUUGGACUAUGAUAGUUUCUACAGUGAAGCGAGUGAGAUCAUUCAGCGAAGGGAGCGUGAAAUGUCUGAUGGGGAGAGUUCCACGAAGGGGAUACGUCUUGAAUUGGAGAUUGUGGAGCCGCUGCCGCAGACGGAGAAUCAGCGGCAGGGUGUUGAUGAAGUUGAGGGUGUUGAGCCAACAAUGGGGAAUGCGAUUAAUUGGACGUCGGGCUUUCAGAAAGCCAACAAAUUGGGCCUUAAAUCUCCACCCUUGGCCAGUGUGUAUGAGACAAGUGUGGAGAAUCUCGUUGAUUCGCAGUCAAAGUCUACAAAAGUCGUCACAGUGGAUUGCCAUGAGCCACCUGAUCGUGGUGGUGGGAGGCAGCAGCACGAUGAGGAGGAGGAGCAGCAGCAAAGGAUGAACAGCUACAGUGGGGAGAGUAGCAAUAAGAGGUGGACAAUGAGACCACGUUUCCACACAUUGGAGCUAGAUCUCACGUGUACACACAAUAAAUUCCCCAUAACAGAUCGGAGUAGGAAGAAGGAUUACUCACCCACGUGGUAUGUUGGGAUCUUUGAGGAUGGUGGUGGUGGUGGUCUCAAGGAAACCGGAAUUAUGCCAACGGUCGUAACGGCAGGGAGUUUGUACUGCGAGAAACGCUUACAGUCAUACAAAUCAGAGGCUUCGCUAUCGCGGAAUCGACGAGAGGAGAAGGAUUAAAAUAAAAAGGAUAUAGAGGCGUUGGUGGAAGGAUACUUCUCUCAAAGGCAGGUGUGUGUGCUCUGCAAAUUUUCUUCUCACUUUUAGAGAUGUUUCAGUGUACAUUUUUUAUUCGAAUUUAUUUCCCCCACUCCCAAAACAUAUAAUAUUGUUAAUUUGUAUGAUUUUUUUUUAAAAAGAAAAAUUGAAUUUAAUAAAAAGAAGAAAGAAAUAUUUAAGCGCGCAAAA